AUGGCAUCGAAGCCUCAACCCAUCGCCGCCGCAAACUGGAAGUGCAACGGCUCCGAGAGUUUGCUUGUCCCACUCAUCGAGACGCUCAAUGCAGCGACUUUUGAUCACGAUGUGCAAUGCGUGGUUGCGCCCACCUUUCUCCACAUCCCAAUGACGAAGGCGAGGCUCACCAACCCCAAGUUCCAGAUUGCCGCACAGAACGCGAUCACAAGGUCGGGCGCUUUCACGGGGGAAGUCUCUCUGCAGAUCCUCAAGGACUAUGGAAUCAAGUGGGUUGUGUUGGGCCACUCGGAACGGCGUUUGUACUACGGCGAAACGAACGAAAUCGUUGCGGAAAAGGUGGCGCAGGCCUGCGCUGCCGGCUUCCAUGUCAUCGUCUGCGUUGGUGAAACCAACGAGGAGCGGGAAGCUGGCCGCACGGCAGCCGUCGUGUUGACGCAGCUCGCCGCCGUCGCGCAGAAGCUUAGUAAAGAGGCGUGGGCUCACGUCGUUAUUGCCUACGAGCCCGUGUGGGCAAUCGGCACCGGUAAAGUGGCAACCCCGCAGCAGGCGCAGGAGGUCCAUGAAUUGCUGCGCCGUUGGGUGCGGAGCAAAUUGGGCGCUGACAUCGCCGCGCAACUGCGCAUCUUGUAUGGCGGAUCCGUGACCGCCAAAAAUGCACGCACGCUCUAUCAGAUGCGCGACAUCAACGGCUUCCUUGUGGGUGGUGCCUCGCUCAAGCCGGAGUUUGUUGAAAUCAUUGAGGCCACGAAGUAG
Messenger RNA from Trypanosoma cruzi, 756 nucleotides. RefSeq names its product triosephosphate isomerase, putative. Bases 1 to 756 code for a protein of 251 amino acids. Gene Ontology annotation, molecular function: triose-phosphate isomerase activity. Lineage: Eukaryota; Euglenozoa; Kinetoplastea; Trypanosomatida; Trypanosomatidae. Gene Ontology annotation, biological process: glycolytic process; gluconeogenesis; glycerol catabolic process. Gene Ontology annotation, cellular component: cytosol. The record is from RefSeq and is a predicted model, not a curated record. The transcript has a single exon.